AUGACUGUAGCCGAUUCGAGUACCCCAAGGCCAACUCCCACAAUUCCCAAUGGCGGCUUCUUCAGCGCUUUCGCAGAGACAAAGAUAGCAGCUCCACCUGCUGCUGUCUACAAAGCUUUGAUCGACACUUCGAUCUGGGGGGACUGGAACGAUUUCGUGUCUUCAGUCACCAUUACUAAACGUCCUAGCACGAGUCUGGAGUCAGGUGAUGCUACCAUGAAGAAAGACAUGGUCUUGAGCUUCCAAGUCAACAUGACUCCUUCCAUGACCACCACCAGCAAAGAACUGGUCACUCAUGUCGAUGAAUGUCCAAUCGGCACUCAACCUGGUCACAUAACUCGUAUCAACUGGGUUAUGGAUAACAAGGGAAACUUUGCUCCAAAAUUCAUCUUGACCGCCGAGAGGGUGAAUGAAAUUGAGGAUCUUGGCGACGGAACAUGUAUCUACAGAUCUUGGGAGACAUUCGCAGGCUUUGCUGCCCGCAUAGUCAAGUGGAAGUUUGGGCAAGCUUUGCAGAAGAAUUUCGACAAUUGGGCGACUGGAUUGCGGCAAUACGUCGAGGAACAAGACAUAAAGGCUAGGGAACGCGACGCCGCUAUCGAAUUGGCUGCUUAA
Messenger RNA from Aureobasidium subglaciale EXF-2481, 615 nucleotides. RefSeq lists its product as uncharacterized. Bases 1 to 615 code for a protein of 204 amino acids. The transcript has a single exon. The record is from RefSeq and is a predicted model, not a curated record. Lineage: Eukaryota; Fungi; Ascomycota; Dothideomycetes; Dothideales; Saccotheciaceae.